Messenger RNA from Erinaceus europaeus (western European hedgehog), 2738 nucleotides. RefSeq names its product BTG anti-proliferation factor 2 (gene BTG2). The transcript is spliced from 2 exons. The coding region runs from base 105 to 593 and encodes 162 amino acids. NCBI's taxonomy places the organism in Eukaryota, Metazoa, Chordata, Mammalia, Eulipotyphla, Erinaceidae. The record is from RefSeq and is a predicted model, not a curated record. Gene Ontology annotation, biological process: negative regulation of mitotic cell cycle; negative regulation of cell population proliferation. Gene Ontology annotation, cellular component: nucleus; cytoplasm.
CUCCGGGUAAAGUCCAGGCUGAGUCCCAUCCGCGGCGAGCGAGCGGUUCUUUGCAGAGCUGCACUUUCCAUCCAAAGCCCCUCAGUGCUUUCCGCCGCCUCGACAUGAGCCAGACCCGCUGGACCGGGAAGAGGACAGACAUGCACCCAGAAAUCGCCGCCGCGGUGGGCUUCCUCUCCAGCCUCCUGAGGACCCGGGGCUGUGUGAGUGAGCAAAGACUUAAGGUUUUCAGCGGGGCUCUCCAGGAAGCAUUAACAGAACACUACAAGCACCACUGGUUUCCUGAGAAGCCGGCCAAGGGGUCAGGCUACCGCUGCAUCCGCAUCAACCACAAGAUGGACCCCAUCAUCAGCAAGGUGGCCAGCCAGAUCGGACUCAGCCAGCCCCAGCUGCACCGGCUGUUGCCCAGUGAGCUCACCCUGUGGGUGGACCCCUAUGAGGUGUCCUACCGCAUCGGGGAGGAUGGCUCCAUCUGCGUGCUGUACGAGGAGUCCCCCGUGGCUGCCUCCUGCGGGCUCCUCACCUGCAAGAACCAGCUACUGAUGGGCCGAGGAGGCCCUGCCAAGAACUACGUCAUGGCUGUGUCUAGCUAGACCCCCAGCCUGCCCACCGGCACACUGUCCUCACUCUGCCGCCACAUACCUCAACCUGGGGAACUGUGUUUUCAAUGAAGAGCUAUUUAUAUAUAUAUACAUAUAUAUAUAUAUAUUAUUAUUUUUUUUAAGAAAAGGGGAGAAAAAAGAAAACCAAAAGAUUUUUUUUUUUUUAAGGAGAAAAAAAAUCCUUUAAGGGAGCUGCUUGGAAGUGGCCCUCCCCAGGUGCCUUUGUCCGGAAGCCAGUGUCUGCCUGUGGGAGAGGGCAAGGUGCCUGGGGUGGGUCUGGCCAUAGCAGGAGAGGGGGAAUGGGAGAGGGAGCAAGCUAGGUUAGCAACUGUGAAUGAGAGAGGGCAGAGUCUGUCCUGACCAGCGGCAGUGGGGAGAAGCUGUCUCCCAACCUCGAUCGCCCAGCCAGGCCACCUGCUACCCCGACCCUUCUCUUUCUCAGGGGCAUCCAAGCCUGGACAUAAACCAUCCUGGGUUGCCAACUUUUGUCUUGCAUUUUCCUGUGACCCUCAACAGAAUGUGGAAACAGCCUCUCCUGGUUAUUUCUGUCCUAAAGUAACUUCCCUGGAAACCAUGCCUUCUUUCUCCUAGCCUCAGGGGCCAACAGAUGUUGCUUCCUAGUCCAGUAUCUAAAGCUUUCUCUUAGGAGGGGGUCUGAGAAGAGAGGUGGGGGUGGGAGGUGGUGGGUCUGUGGGCUUGGGAGGGAGAGCUCUCUGCUCAAGACCUCUGCUUUAUUCUGUACUGCUCUAUGUACAUGCAUGGCAGUUGGGGGGUGAUUUGCAAUGGAAUUUUGGGACCCAAAGAGUAUCUACUGGGGGAUUCUUUUUUUUUGGCCAAAACCCUUCUUUUUGGAACCACAUGGAAAGUCCCAGUGCUGCUGCCACUAUCUCCUCAAGAGGGAGUUCAGAAGUUAUAGGGAAUGCCAGGCCCUUUAUUACUGCCUCCUUUCUUUUUUUAAAAAAGCACAAUACUCUCCUCCAGCCCUCCCCUCUCCUGUCCCUCCUGGUGAGGUCCCCCGGAACUAGUCUGUCUACCAGGAUGGGUGUUCUCAGUCACUGUGCAAUAUGGCUGCCUGCAGCCCAGGAGAGUCUGGAGAACUGGCCUGAAUGACUGCUCAGCGUGUCCUGGUGGCUCAGGGAGCCAUCUCCCAUUGUCCUUGGGACUGGGGCUGACUGGUCAGCCUUGAAAGGGGUUCCUUGGCUGAGCGGUAGAAGGCCUUGCAUUCUGCAGGGCUACCUGGUGCCCUCACAGGCCCAACACUAAAACCAAACCUUGGGCAUUGUGUUCUCUCCCUGGUGCUCAAAGCACCUGUGGGUGAGGCAGCUGUCUGUCUGUACAAUCCAGAUCUGUCUGUAGACGUGUGCAAUAUUUACUGUUCUGGGUUGGAGAACCAAGUUAAACCCCAUUGGGAAGAAAUCUUCAAUUUCUCAGUGACACCAGCGAGGGGUCUCUCCACAAGGCCUCACCUUUCUUGAAUCCCCAUGAGAAGGACAUUGCUAGGACAUCUGAUCAACCUGGCUGCCCUUCUGCUAUUAAGGAACCUUCUUCCCUUACAAGGUCCCUCCUCCCACUGCCAGCCCCCCUUCCCUGAUUUCUUAACUACUCAAUUCAGACUGAAGGUGCUAUUUACCAAACACUCUCUUUACCUGUUCUCUGCCAACCUUGCCUUUUUUUCACCCUCAGAUUCCAAGCUGCCUUCCCAAGCCUACAUUUCCAGUCUUUACCACUUUAAAGUUAAUUUGGGCCCACAGACCCAGGAGCUCAUUGUCUGGCCUGUGGGUUGAAACAAAGCUGUGAAACACUGCAGGUCUUGUUGUCAUGUCUCCUCUGCAAACAGCCCCUGCCUUUUUUUUUUUUUUUUUAAAAGAAGCCUCUUGUUCUUGUGCUGAAUCUCUUCUCUCUCCUCUUCACUUUUGACGUUCACUUUAAAAACAACAAAAAUGCCCAGAGCUGGACUGUUGAGCAGGCCUGUCUCACCUAUUAAGUAAAAAAUAAUAGUAGUAUGUUUGUAAGCUAUUCUGACAGAAAAGACAGUUACUAAUUGUAUAAUAGUGUUUUUAUAUGGAAGAAUGUACAGCUUUAUGGACAAAUGUACACUUUUCUUUUUGUUACUUUAAUAAAAAUGUAGCAGAUGAA